This is a messenger RNA of Phyllotreta striolata, 3772 nucleotides long. Lineage: Eukaryota; Metazoa; Arthropoda; Insecta; Coleoptera; Chrysomelidae. The record is from the annotation of a GenBank genome assembly.
AAGAACAAACCCGAAUAAUUGCAAGUUGCAAGCAAACCCAACAAACGAGGUUUUUUGGGGCAUUUGCUGUUUUAUCGGCGGAAUAUUUGUUUUGUAGUGAAAGAAAAGCAUUCCAAACAAUUGUGCAAUUGAAGUUAUGGUUUUCAUGUUUCAAUUUUGAACAAAUUAAGUACAUCAAACAUCGUUCGAGCCGAUCUAUAGAUAAAAACGUUCGCCUAAAAUGGAGGUCGAAGAAUUCAAUUCACCGGAUGGAGGUGAAUCGGAAGAAAAUUUCGAGGAAGACGUUUGUUUCGAAAACGACGGGGAAGCUUCCAAAGAUUUCGCCUCUCAAAGGGGCCGAGGAGGCAGAGGUUUCAACAAAGGACCGCAAAGAAACUGGUCCGGACCACCGCCGAGAGGAGGAGGAGGAGAACAUCCAAGGUUCAGGGGCCGAGGGUUCGGACCCGGGGGGCCGCCUCCUCCUUUCAGAGGCAACAGAGGUGGGCCGAUGUUUAGGGGGCCUCCACCCCGCGGUGGACCGCACGGAAAUUUCAACGGCCCACCCGGCUUCGGGGGCGCCAAUUGGAAUGGGCCGCCUUCUGGACCACCGCCUCUCAUGGGCUUUAGUGGUGGUAACGAAAAUGAGUCACCAAACUUAAAUGCUGGGUCAGGUGGACCAAAUUCUAAUCAAGAAGCAGGUAAUGCUGGACAACCAAAUUCUACUAUGACGUUAGAUCCAAACGCAGAAAUCUGGGUGGAAACGAAAACAGCAGAAGGCAAGUCAUAUUAUUAUAAUGCUCGUUCUAGAGAAACAACUUGGACUAAACCAGAUGGACCUAAUAUAAAAGUUAUCUCACAGGAUCAAGUAGAAGCUAUGGCACAAGCCGCUACCGUAGGUAUGGCUCAGAAUACAUCGACGGCUGCUCAAGCUGCCUUAGCCCAAGCUAGCAUAUCUAACAAACAAGAUGGUGGAGAUGAAAAACAAGAUAGCUUAAAGUCGAAUGCCGGUCAAAUACCGCCGCCUCACACCCUUUUAGGGCCGCCGCCGGGCUUCGCGCCGCCGUUCGGGCCGCCCGGGCAAUUUCCGCCGUUCGGUUUACCGCCGCCGGGCAUGCCGGGCGCGUGGCCGGCCGGACCGGGCCAGCCCAAUUGGCCCGUUCCUCCGGGUGGGCCGUGGCCCAUUCCGCCGACGAUGUUUCCGGGAGUUUCAGGUGCUAUGGCAGCGAUCGACGAAGCGGCUGUUAUGUCGAAAAUCGAUCCGGACAUAAUAGGCCGAGCUUCGGAGUGGACGGAGCACAAGGCGCCCGACGGGAGGUUUUACUAUUAUAAUGCCAAGAAGGCGGAAUCCGUUUGGGAGAAACCACAGCCUCUCAAGGACUUGGAAACUGCUAAACUUGCGGCUGCGCAGGGUAUCUCUACAAAACCAUCAUUAGAUCCUCAAGGAGAUUCAGGUAAGACAGUAGCGAAUACCAACGGAGAAGCUGUUAAGAUGGACUUGGAAAAGGACGCCGAGGAAAAGGUAAAAAAACUGCAAGAAGAAAUCAAGAAGAAGAAGGAAGAGGAGGAGAAGGCGAAGGAAAUAAAAUCGCAGGAUAAAUCCAGGCCUAUUUCGAGUACUCCCGUGCCAGGAACUCCCUGGUGUGUUGUAUGGACAGGAGAUGGCAGAGUUUUCUUCUACAACCCUUCAUCCAGGACGUCGGUUUGGGAGCGACCGGAAGAACUACUGAAGCGAUCGGAUGUGGACAAAAUGGUAGCGAAUCCUCCCGAUUCCCUUUCGACCACGAAACCGGACCCCUCUAAAUCCCCUCCAAAGAAGCCCGGAUCGGACGAGAGUGAUAGCGAAGAGGAAGUUCCGGCCAAAAAGCCUAAAUUAGAUGAUUCUCAACCGAUUCAAACGAACACUAAUGGAAAUGCAACUCCAGCUAAGAAAAUCGAUAUAGGCAAAGAGGCUGCCAUCGAAGCGGAAGUGAGAGCGGCAAAGGAACGGGCCGUCAUUCCCCUGGACACUAGAAUAAAAUUGUUCAAAGAAAUGCUGACGGAGAAGCAAGUGUCGGCGUUCAGAACGUGGGAGAAGGAACUGCACAAGAUCGUCUUCGAUCACAGAUACCUCCUGUUGACAUCGAAAGAACGCAAACAAGUCUUCGAAAAAUACGUGAAAGAAAGGGCCGAGGAGGAGAGGCGAGAGAAACGGAACAAGUUGAGGGAGAAGAAGGAUCUGUUCAGGAAAUUAUUGAGCGAAUCGAAUUUAACUGGCAAAUCGUCAUUUAGUGAUUUUGCCCAAAAAUAUGCCAAGGAUGAGCGGUUUAAAGGUGUCGAAAAGAUGCGAGAACGGGAAAGCUUGUUCAACGAAUACCUCAUAGAGGUGAGGAAACGCGAGAAGGAGGAGAAGAAUCAACGUAGAGAACAGGUCAAGAAAGACUUCAUAGCCAUGCUGCGGGAACAUUCGGACAUCGACAGGCAUUCGCAUUGGUCGGAUGUCAAGAGAAAAGUCGACUCCGAUUCGAGAUACAAAGCCGUGGAUUCGCACAACCAGCGCGAGGAUUGGUUCAGGGAGUUCUGCAAGCUGUUGAAAGAGGAGAAGAAGCGCGCCAAAGAAAAGGACCGCGAACACAAGAAGGACAAGGAGAAACACAAGAAGAAGGACAAGGACAAGGAUAAGGAGAGGGAAAAGAAGAAGGAGAAGGACAAGGACAAGGAUAAGGAUAAGGACAAAGAUAAGGAUAAAGAUAAGGAGAAGGAGAAGGAGAAGGAAAAGGACAAAGAUAAGGACGAAUCGAAAGUCGAGGAAGAAGACGAAGAGGACGUCGAUGUAUCCGCGAAAGAUGCGGAGGGCGAAAAGGAAGAAGUGGAAGAUGAGGUGUCUCAGGAUCAGAAAGAUAAAGAUAGACAGGCGAGGGCGGAGGCGAGCCUUCGGGAGAGAGAGAAAGAAGUACAACGUACGUUGGCUACUCACAUGAGAGACAGGGACAAGGAGAGAGAACAACACAAACGCGACGAAGCCAUUCAACAUUUCAACGCCUUGUUAUCGGACCUGGUGCGAAAUUCCGAUUUGAGUUGGAGAGAGGUGAAGCGGAUUUUGCGAAAGGACGACCGAUGGGAUUUGGCCGGCAGUCUGUCGAGGGACGACAAAGAAAAAUUGUUCAACGAACACGUCGAACUACUGGUGAAAAAGAAACGGCAGAAUUUCAGAGAGUUACUCGACGAAACUGCGGACGUUACGCUGGUGAGCUCGUGGAAGGAGAUCAAGAAAACCAUUCGAGACGAUCCCAGGUACACCAAGUUCGCGUCCAGCGAGAGGUGCGAACGCGAGUUCAAGGACUACCUGAAAGACAAACUAAUUUUAGCGAAGGGUCAAUUCAAGGAACUUUUGCACGAGACCAAGCUCAUCACCCACAAGUCACUGCAAACGGUGAGAGAGAACCAGGCGCACAUGCAGGAAAUCGAGGACAUUCUAAAAAACGACAAGCGGUAUUUGGUAUUGGACCACAUACCCGACGAAAGGACCCAGCUCAUAUUGAACUACUUGGAGGAGUUAGACAGGCGAGGUCCCCCUCCGCCUCCCACUGCCAGCGAGCCCAAUCGCAGGAACAUUAAAUAGCAUGAUUAUAUUAAUUAAUUAGUUUAUUGUGUAUUUAAGUGAUUAAUCACGUAUUGCUUCUUUUCAUCAAUUUGUAUAUUUUGCUGUUUAUUAUAUAGACCUUUUGCAUAAAUAAACAGGUGGUUGAGAUUUUUGUUUUACACAAAACAAUCAGGGUUUUAAAGUUUUUUAAUCAAUAAAUAAUUAUUAAGGUAA